CUUUGAGUACUUUCAGCAACAUAAAGAAACCACAACCGAGCGAACGAUCAAGUCUUUAUCAAAUCGAUGGUCUUGUAUUCAAAAGGCCACUAAUAGCUUUUGUUCAUGCCUAGCUCAAGUUGAACGAUUAAAUCAAAGCGGCAUGACUGAGCAGGAUAAGUUUGAUAAGGCGAAAAUUAUGUACCAAUCAGAAGAAAAGUGCAACUUUCUGUUCGAGCAUUGUUGGAACCUAUUAAAGGACCAACCUAAGUGGAUUUUGCGGGAUGCCGCAAAGCAAAGGAAGACGAUGGUCCCACCCCCGACCCCAACCACAACCCCAUCCCCAACGCGAAAUGUCAUUGAAGAUGAAGUUGUCGAAUUGGAUCGACCAAUGGGUAAGAAAGCUGCUGUAAAAAAACGAAAGGUUGAAGGUAAGCAAACUGAGGAAAUUAUUCAACUCAGAAAGAUGAAGUUUACACUUUUAGAGGAGGCGCAGGCUCAAGAGAAAGAGUAUUUUCGCCUUAAGACCGAGAAGAUGGAGUAUGAUAAGAAAGUGGAAGAUGAAAGGUUGAGGUUACUGUCAGAAAAGUUAAGGAUUGAAGCUGAGAAAACUGAGCUUGCAAAGAAGGAAUCGGACCAGCGGAUUAUGAUGAUGGAUGUGAGCGGUAUGACAGAAAUCCAAAGAAUGUAUUUUGAAGACCUUCAAAGGGAAAUCGUAAUGAGGCGCGACCAUGCCUGAGAUAAUUAACUUUGAACCGAACACUAGCGCGUUUUUUGGGUGCUACACGGAAAUAUUACCAUCUAUAUUUUGGUGUUACAAGGAAGUAUUACUACACAUAUUUUGUAGCUUUGUCUAACCUCAUACUUAUGUGUUUUUGGUGUUACGUGUAAAUCCAUUGUGUAGGCCGUUAAAUAGGUCAAACUUGGCAUGAUUCGGUAUCUUAAACUGUUGUUGUAGUCUGAUGGUAGUAAAAAUGGAUGGUAUGAUAUUUGAUUUGAUCAUUAUUGUUUUCCAAGUGAAUGUAUAUUAUAAUGUGCAGUAAGUGGUUUGUCUCUUCACUUGAUCCGUUUGAUCAAGGUGGAAAUUUCAUCAUAAACGGGAGUGAAAAAGAGACA
Molecule: messenger RNA, 1095 nt
Organism: Helianthus annuus (common sunflower)
Lineage: Eukaryota; Viridiplantae; Streptophyta; Magnoliopsida; Asterales; Asteraceae
Exons: 2
Coding region: 143-718 (191 amino acids)
Source: RefSeq, a predicted model, not a curated record